Molecule: messenger RNA, 1641 nt
Organism: Pseudomassariella vexata
Lineage: Eukaryota; Fungi; Ascomycota; Sordariomycetes; Amphisphaeriales; Pseudomassariaceae
Product: major facilitator superfamily transporter
Exons: 6
Coding region: 1-1641 (546 amino acids)
Biological process (GO): transmembrane transport
Molecular function (GO): transmembrane transporter activity
Source: RefSeq, a predicted model, not a curated record
AUGACUGAUUGGAAAUAUGCACUUUCGUUGCCGCAUAGCGAAGUGAAGAACCAAGCUCCACCUGGAACGAUGCGACUCGUAGAACGCUUGAGUCAGACCAGGACUCAAGAUGGCCGGAUUAUCAAGUUCCCCGUUCCUUCCGCCGACCCUGCGGACCCUCUGAACUGGGACCUUUGGCGGAAGACAGCCUGUCUCUCAGUCGUAUCGCUGUAUGCCUGUGUAGCCAACUUCACGGGGACAUCUCUUGUCCCGGCGUUGCCACUAUGGAAUAAGACGUUCCCCCAACAUCCAAAGCCGCUUGCACAGCUGAAUCAACUCAUUGCAAUCCAAGUUUUAAUGAUGGGUCUAGGGAAUAUUUUCUGGGUUCCAUUGGCAAACGUCUUCGGCAAACGAGCCAUACUCAUCGCCGCGACUCUGAUGCUAGUCAUCUCGACUUUCUGCGGUGGCCUAACAUCAUCUUUUGAGAAUCUCCUAGUGAUCAGGGUAUUUCAAGGAAUAGGGGGUGCGGCAUCAGAGACAAUAGCUCCUGGCGUAGUAGGAGAUGUCUUCUUUGCGAACCAACGUGGGCGCGCUAUGGGGGCUUUCACUGCUUCCCUCGCCAGCGGUGCCAUUGUCGGUGGCAUUUCUGGUGGGUACAUUGCCCAUCAACUGGGUUGGACUUACAUAUUUUGGGUCCAGACGGCGCUCACUAGCACCGUGUUCCUUGGUACACUAUUCCUGGUCCCAGAAACGCUCUUCGCUCGCGAGAUUGCCUCGCCGCAGCCGACGCUGCACGAUGCUGUCAUCUUCAAGCACGCAGAUUCAGUGAAAGACGAGUACAAGCCUUACACCUCCCUGCGCUCUCUGAGAAUCGGGCGGUACGAGGGUAAUAUUGUGCGUCACUUCGUCAAACCUUGGCUAACCUUGCGAUUGCCUGGAACUUGGGUCAUCAUGUUGCAGUAUGGCGGCAUUGUGGGCGGUGUCGUUGUCAUGACGACCGUCGGCCCUCAGCUUCUGAUUCAGCCGCCGUACAGAUGGGGGCAAAAUGCCGGGCUUAUUUUUGUGGGAUCGUUGGUUGGAAUCAUCAUAGCUGGUUUCGUCACUCACCUCUGCACGGAUUGGCUGCUCGAGAGGGGCGCGAAGCGUGAGAAUCACGGUUAUGCCGAACCGGAGACGAGGUUAUACCUGAUGCUCCCGGCUCUUCUCAUCGCUACAGGAGGAUUACUAGUGUUCGGUUUCUGUGCUCAGUAUCCCGGACCGAAUAUGUGGGUUGGACUCAGCUUUGGCAGUGGGAUGGCUGCGUACGGGAAUGCCCAGGUACCUUCAGUUGGUUUCGGCUAUCUUAUCGAUGCAUACUCAGUGGUGGCUGGAGACUGCUUCGUCAUGGUCUGCGUGCUGCGAGCCAUCAUAGGCUUCUCAUGGACAUUCUUCGUUGGAGAGUGGACGAGUCACGCCGGAUACGCCCUGCCGUUUGGAGUCUUCGCAGCGAUUCUGGGUACGUUCUCUCUGCUGACCAUCCCACUGAUUAUAUGGGGAAAGAGAUGCAGAAUCGCGACCGCUCGGUUGAUAACUCGCGACUUUCGUUCUGUGUCCCCCUGGGAGUCCCCCUGGGAGCUUCUAUCCUUCUACUUCUGGGACGCUACCGCCAUGCAGUCGUAUUAA